Talaromyces marneffei is the source of this 336-nucleotide messenger RNA. RefSeq lists its product as uncharacterized. The transcript has 2 exons. Gene Ontology annotation, molecular function: structural constituent of ribosome. Gene Ontology annotation, cellular component: cytosolic large ribosomal subunit; ribosome. The coding region runs from base 1 to 336 and encodes 111 amino acids. Gene Ontology annotation, biological process: cytoplasmic translational elongation. The record is from RefSeq and is a predicted model, not a curated record. Lineage: Eukaryota; Fungi; Ascomycota; Eurotiomycetes; Eurotiales; Trichocomaceae.
AUGAAGCACUUAGCGGCCUACCUCCUCCUCGGCCUUGCCGGCAACGCCUCCCCUUCUGCCAAGGACAUCACCGCCGUCCUUGAGUCUGUCGGUAUCGAUGCCGAUGAGGAGCGUCUCGAGAAGCUCAUCUCCGAGCUCGAGGGCAAGGACAUCUCAGAGUUGAUUGCUGAGGGUUCUACCAAGCUCGCCUCCGUCCCCAGCGGUGGUGCUGGUGGUGCUCCUGCUGCUGGUGGUGCCGCCGCCGGUGGUGCCGCUGCUGCCGAGGAGAAGGCCGAAGAGAAGGAGGAGGAGAAGGAAGAGUCCGACGAGGACAUGGGAUUCGGUCUUUUCGACUAA